GAUCGAUCGAUCAAUCGAUGCUACAUCGUGCGCGACGGCCAGGUUUCCAAGCCAUCAAGCGUGAACGAUGCAUUCAAUGGGCAUGCAGCGGUCAAAGAAGCUUCAGUGAAGGCCAUCAAGCUAGCAUACCGAUGUCUCUUGUCCAGGGAGGCGAACGAAUUCUGCGCGAGGUACGCCGCGAGGCCAUAAUGCAGCCGCUCCAUUUGUUGAUAGAGCUCACCAACCAACAAAGUAUUGCAAAGCCUCAAUGUGCAAGCCUUGUGGCAAACCGGCAAACUACCCUUAAUUCACACUUCAACUUGGUCGCCCAACCCGCCAGACUUUCCGUCGCGACCACCACAGCCACUGCUUUACGACCCCAAGGACAUGCCCAGCGAAAAAGGGUUUCCCAUUCCCGUCGCGAUCCUGCACGCACUUGCGCAUAUCGAGCUCGGCGCGAUGGACAACUACUGGGACACGAUCGUUCGCUUCGGGCCAUCUCAAAGCGACGGCUUAUGUGAACUCCCACGCGCGUUUUACGACGAUUUCCUCAACGUUGCCUGCGACGAAGCGCGGCAUUUCGAGCUGGUCACUGGACGCCUGCACGAGCUCGGGUCGUUCUACGGCCAGCUCCCAGCCCACCAAGCCCUCCUCGCGCAUGCCCACAAUACGCAGAACUGCCUCGCGGCGCGUCUGGCCGUGAUUCCGCUAGUGCAGGAAGCCCGCGGGCUGGACGCGGGGCCCCGUCUGGUGCACAAGUUGAAGUCGCUGGGUGAUCGUGAGUCUGCCGACAUUGUCGCCCAAAUCGUGUUUGAAGAGCGAGGGCAUGUGUCGUGCGGGAUCAAGUGGUUCAAGCACUUGUGUGCAUCUACAAAGCGGGAUCCCGUGGGGUACUUUCACGAGUUGGUCAAGGGUACCUUUCCGGAGGGACUGCCAGGACCGUUCGACUUGGAGGCGCGUCUCGCCGCCAACAUGGACCCGACAUGGUACCAGCCGUUGGAAAUGCCAAAGAAACCCACAAUCAUUCUCGACAAACCCGUAAACCCUGUGAUACCGUUACGCAAGAAGAACGGGAAGGCCAUUUUGAUCGCGGGAAGUGUGUGGCCGGAGCGAACGUCGUCCGCGGCCGGCGUCCGGACAUGCGACAUGAUUGACAUCCUCCUGGACGAAGGAUGGGACGUCGUGUGCAUUUCCCCGAGCCGACUCAAUGCCCACACGAGAGCGUUAGCUGCGACGGGGGUGCACUGCGAGCAAGUGGAUCCCAACAAAGAGGAGGCGCUUGAAGCGUUCAUGUGUUCCCGCGAGACUCCAGUCCAUGUCGCCCUCUUUGAUCGGUAUAUUGCCGAAGAAAUGUAUGGCUGGCAAGUCACCAAGUUGGCCCCUCACGCGCUGCGCGUGUUGGAUUUGCAGGACGUGCACUUUCUACGCAAAGCACGCGAAUUUCACGUGUGCACGGACAAGAAAGACUAUCGAACGACGCUGCAGCCGUCGAUUGAUGUCGAGCCCGUGGCGUCGGUGGUGCUGCGGGAACUCGCGAGUGUGUACCGGUCGCACGUGACUCUAUAUGUGUCCGAGUUUGAAAAGACCAUGCUCACCACCCGAUUCGACGUGCCACCUCGUCGCUUGCGCAAGCUGGACUACAUCGUCCCAGAUGACAAGUUGAACCAGUUCCCACUGAAUUUCAAGGAUCGUCGGCAUGUGGCGGUGGUUGGCAGCUUCAAGCAUGCUCCAAACGUGGACGGACUGCAUUGGCUCAAGGACACCUUGUGGCCCACGAUGCGCCAGUCGCUCCCGCCACAUACGGAACUGCACAUGUACGGAUCGUACGCGUCCGCCAAGGCCAUCAAGAGCCUGCACAACCCACAUAUGAACGUGCAUGUGAUGGGGUUCUGCGACGACGUGCACGAAACACUGGCUUCGUACCGAGUGAGUCUGGCCCCGCUGCGCUUUGGUGCGGGCAUCAAGGGCAAGAUCAUCGACAGCUGGGCCGCGGGAACCCCCGUCGUGUCGACGUCGGUGGGGGCCGAAGGUAUGCACUACCACCCCAACCAGCCAUGGGGCGGCGCGGUGGCUGACUCGCCGGCCGAGUUUGCCGACCGCGUGGCCGCUUUGUACGGCAAUGCGGACGAGUGGACGGCCGCGUACGAAGGGGGGAAGGUCCUCUGUCGAACGCACUACGACUUGGACAGUCAAAGGAGGACGCUGCUGGACGUUGUGGGUAGUCCCACGGAUGUCGACAACUGGGUCGGGCGGGUGCUCGAGUCGAGUCAGUUCCGUGCGACAGAGUACAUGUCGCGGUUCAUUCAAGAAAAGAACAAGAAUCUUACGAGGACUCCGCAAUUGUAAUAUCCUUAAUGCAGACCAUCGAUAUUAUAUAUAUAUAUCGAUGCUAUCG
Messenger RNA from Aphanomyces astaci, 2374 nucleotides. RefSeq lists its product as hypothetical. Bases 367 to 2325 code for a protein of 652 amino acids. The transcript has 6 exons. NCBI's taxonomy places the organism in Eukaryota, Oomycota, Saprolegniomycetes, Saprolegniales, Verrucalvaceae. The record is from RefSeq and is a predicted model, not a curated record.